Messenger RNA from Effrenium voratum, 2910 nucleotides. The record is from the annotation of a GenBank genome assembly. Lineage: Eukaryota; Dinophyceae; Suessiales; Symbiodiniaceae.
AUGUCGAUUUUGUUGCCGGACCCGAUCAAUAGUGUGAUCAGACGUGUUGUUUUAGCUUUUUGCGUGAUCGUCUCGGUGUUUGCGGCGUUGCCCGUUCAAGCACUUGAGCCGAUUCCCGUUCCAAUCGAUAUCGAGGCGCUCGAUGUUACGAACUCAAUCGAACUGCAUCGGGACGCCGGAACACGUCUGCAGGUGUCCACGGCACCCGGUGCGGACGGCAUCGUGCGCAGGAUCGAAGUUCCAUCGCUUGACGGCAACAACACGAACUGGGCUGUUUUCGCGCUUGCCAAUACCAGUGACGAACAGAUCGAUCGUCUCAUCGUUGCGCCGAAUUACAAGCUGGUCGGAUCGGAUCUCUUCUGGCCGGACCUCGGUUCGUCGCGCAUAGCCGCGAUCACGCCGAGCCAGGGCAUUGCGCCCGAAAGACUGAAGAGCCUGGAAGCAGACGUUUUCCUGGUAACGCUCGAUCCCGGUUCGAUCGUGACAUUCGUGGCCGAACUGACGACGCCCAAACUUCCCGAAGUGCGUAUCUGGGAACCCGACGUCUACAAGGAAACGAUCAACGCCUACACCCUCUACCGCGGCAUCAUUUUGGGGAUUUCCGGUCUUCUGGCCUUGUUCCUGACCAUCUUGUUCGUGGUCAAGGGAACCGUCAUGUUUCCUGCCACCGCGGCGCUGGCGUGGUCGGUCCUGGCCUAUCUAUGUAUCGAUUUCGGCUUCUGGGGCCUUGUCUUCAAUCUCGACGGUGGCGGCAGUCAAUUGGCGCGGUCCUGCGCUGAAGUCAUGCUUGCAGCCAGCCUGCUCAUCUUUCUAUACGCCUAUCUCAAUCUCAAUCGCUGGAACAUACACUACUCCCACCUGGCACUGACGACCCUGAUCCUCAUCCUCGGGCUUUUGGGCGUUGCGGUCUGGGAUCCGUCAAUUGCGGCAGGCGUUGCGCGCUUGUCACUCGGCGUUAUCGGCGCACUCGGUUUCAUAACGAUUGCCGUGCUGGCAUUCCAGCAAUACGACCGGGCGAUCCUGCUGAUCCCCACCUGGUGCCUUUUGAUUGCCUGGCUUGUCGGCUCCGCCAUGACGGUGACGGGAUAUCUAUCCAACGAUAUUGUUCAACCAGCGCUCGGUGGCGGCCUUGUUCUGAUCGUCCUGCUCAUCGGUUUCACGGUGAUGCAGCACGCUUUUGCCGGUGGUGCAAUCGCGCAAGGGCUGAUCUCCGAUGUUGAGCGCAAGGCAUUGGCACUCACCGGUGCCGGCGACAUUAUCUGGGAUUGGGAUAUCGACCGCGACCGGAUCUAUACGGGCAACGAGGUGGAGGAGUUGCUCAAUCUCAAGCGCGGAGCGCUUGAAGGGCCGGCGAGGGACUGGCUGGAAGUUCUGCAUCCACAGGACCGGGACCGGUUCCGGGCGACGCUUGACGCCGUUAUCGACCAGCGUCGCGGCAAGGUCAUGCAGACAUUCCGCCUGCGCUCUGAAGAUGGACACUUCCGCUGGUUCAGGUUGCGCGCCCGGCCGAUCAUAGGGUCCGACGGUGAGGUGAUACGCUGCGUUGGAACAUUGCUUGACGUGACGGAGGAGCGCACGGCAGAAGAGCGGCUGCUUCAUGAUGCGGUACAUGACAACCUGACUGGAUUGCCGAACAGGGAACUGUUCGUCGAUCGCCUGCGCACCAGUGUUGUGCGCUCGAAGGCGGAAGAAACAGCCAAACCCACUUUGCUCGUUCUCAAUCUUGACCGCUUCAAGCAGGUCAAUGACAGCAUCGGCCUGUCGGCAGGUGACAGCAUUCUCCUGACGGUGGCACGCCGUCUCGGCCGCCUGAUUGGCCAGCAGGACACGCUUGGCAGGUUGUCCGGCGACCAGUAUGGCCUGGUGCUCUUGUCGGAACAGGAGCCGGACAGGAUCGUCGCCCUGGCGGAUUCCCUGCGCAAAGCGGUCCGCGCACCGAUCACGUUCGGGGACCGGGAAAUCUUUCUGACCUGUUCGGUCGGGAUUGCCUUCUUCGAGGGCGGUAAACAGGCCGUUGAAGAUAUGGUCACCAACGCGGAGAUCGCGCUCAAUCACGCCAAGCGACUGGGCGGUGACCGGCAGGAAGUUUUCAGACCUAUCCUGCGGCCGCUCGACAAGAAUAUCGUCGAUCUUGAAGCGGACCUGCGUGAGGCCAUCAAGAAGGAAACGCUCGGCGUAUUUUACCAGCCGAUCAUUCGCCUGGAAGACCAGUCCAUUGCCGGUUACGAGGUUUUGGCGCGCUGGAACCAUCCGAAGCGCGGAAAGAUUGCACCAUCGGAGUUUAUUCCGAUCGCAGAACAGUCUGGCCUGAUCAACGAACUCGGGAUGUACGUGCUGGACAAGGGAGCUCAGCAGCUCGCCUUCUGGCAGAGAGAGUAUCCGAUAAAAAGGCCGCUGUUUGCAUCGGUGAACCUGUCGUCGCGCCAGUUGUUGAAACAGGAUCUCAUCAACGAUGUGAAGGCGGUGCUUUCAAGGACAUCUCUUGAACCGGGAACCUUGAAACUGGAAUUGACGGAAUCCCUCGUCAUGUCAAAUCCGGAAUACUCGGCAAAGGUACUGGAGCGGCUGCGCAGCCUUGGGGCCGGGCUGUCUCUGGAUGAUUUUGGAACCGGUCAUUCCUCCCUGUCGUAUUUGCAGCGCUUCCCGUUCGACACCAUCAAGAUCGACCAGUCCUUCGUGAAGACCAAUGGGUCGUCUGCCCGAUCCGUCCUGCUUCGAACAAUCGUCGCCAUGGGCCACGAUCUGGGCAUGUCCGUUGUCGCGGAAGGUGCAGAAAGUGAGACGGAUGCGCUGGAGCUCUACCAGCUCGGUUGCGAAUUUGCACAGGGCUUCUUCUUCGGAGAAGCGAUGUCUUCCUCCGAUGCGACCAAGAUGCUCCGGAAAAUGCCGGCAGAAGCUGAAAGCGCAUAG